AUGAGCCGUGAGUGGGACCCCGCUUUCCCGUGCGUCCUCGCGGCCUCCCGGCGGAGCCUUGAACGCCAGGCUCAGCCCCUGUCUCUCUCCUCUGCAGGGAGGAGUCUCUCGCUCCGGUUUCCGCUGCUCCUGCUCCUGCUCCCGCCGYCUCCGGUCCUGCCGGCGGACCCUGGGGCGCCCGCACCGGUGAACCCCUGUUGUUACUAUCCGUGUCAGAACCAGGGUGUCUGUCUCCGCUUCGGCCUGGACCGCUACCAGUGUGACUGUACCCGCACCGGCUAUUCCGGCCCCAACUGCACCAUCCCUGGACUCUGGACCUGGCUCCGGAAUUCCUUGCGGCCCAGCCCCACUUUUGUCCACUUCCUGCUCACGCACGGGCGCUGGCUCUGGGAAUUUGUCAAUGCCACCUUCAUCCGAGACACGCUCAUGCGCCUGGUACUCACAGUGCGGUCCAACCUUAUCCCGAGCCCUCCCACAUACAACAUAGCGUACAACUACAUCAGCUGGGAGUCCUUCUCCAAUGUGAGCUAUUACACCCAAAUUCUGCCUUCUGUGCCCCAAGACUGCCCAACGCCGAUGGGGACCAAAGGGAAGAAGCAGCUGCCAGAUGCCCAGCUCCUGGGCCAACGCUUCCUGCUCAGGAGGAAGUUUAUCCCUGACCCCCAAGGCACCAACCUCAUGUUUGCCUUCUUUGCACAACACUUCACCCACCAGUUCUUCAAAACUUCUGGCAAAAUGGGUCCUGGCUUCACCAAGGCCUUGGGCCAUGGGGUAGACCUGGGCCACAUUUAUGGAGACAGUCUGGAACGCCAGUAUCACCUGCGGCUCUUUAAGGAUGGGAAACUCAAGUACCAGGUGUUGGAUGGGGAGAUGUACCCGCCUUCAGUGGACCAGGCUCCGGUGUUGAUGCACUACCCACGGGGYAUCCCGCCCCAAAACCAGAUGGCGGUGGGCCAGGAGGUGUUUGGGCUGCUUCCCGGGCUCAUGCUCUAUGCCACACUCUGGCUGCGCGAGCACAACCGCGUGUGUGACCUGCUGAAAGCCGAGCACCCAACCUGGGAUGAUGAACAGCUCUUCCAGACCACCCGUCUCAUCCUCAUAGGGGAGACCAUCAAGAUUGUCAUUGAGGAUUAUGUGCAGCAUUUGAGUGGCUACUUCCUGCAGUUAAAGUUUGACCCAGAGCUGCUGUUCAGAGCCCAGUUCCAGUACCAAAACCGUAUUGCCGUGGAGUUCAACCAGCUCUACCACUGGCAUCCGCUCAUGCCCGACUCUUUCAAGGUGGGCUCCCAAGAGUACACCUACGAGCAGUUCUUGUUCAAUACCUCCAUGCUGGUGGACUACGGGGUMGAGGCCCUGGUGGAUGCCUUCUCUCGCCAGAAAGCUGGCCGGAUCGGUGGGGGUAGGAACAUAGACCACCACAUUCUUCAUGUGGCUGUGGACGUCAUCAAGGAGUCUCGAGAGAUGCGGCUGCAGCCCUUCAAUGAGUACCGCAAGAGGUUUGGCAUGAAGCCCUACACCUCCUUCCAGGAGCUCACAGGAGAGAAGGAGAUGGCAGCUGAGUUGGAGGAGCUGUACGGAGACAUCGAUGCUUUGGAAUUCUACCCGGGGCUGCUGCUUGAAAAGUGCCUUCCGAACUCCAUUUUUGGGGAGAGCAUGAUAGAGAUUGGGGCUCCCUUUUCCCUUAAGGGUCUUCUGGGAAAUCCCAUCUGCUCUCCAGAGUACUGGAAACCCAGCACAUUCGGCGGCGAGGUAGGCUUCAACAUUGUCAACACGGCCACACUGAAGAAACUCGUCUGCCUCAACACCAAGACCUGUCCCUAUGUGUCCUUCCAAGUGCCACACUCCAGUCAGGACAAUGGACAUGCUGUAGAGCGACCAUCCACAGAACUCUGAGAGGGACUAGGAAGCAGACUUUUGGAGGGUAGGGCUUUGUGCUUGUCAUUCUAGAAUGCUGAGGCCAGGAUUGAUAUUCCAAAAUGGUGGUUUUGGGGUUUGGCAUUUGAAGUGUUGGGGUUGACAUGUAGAACUUUGGGUCUCUCCCCUUCUCUGGAAUAUGAUGCUUUUUGUCACUCUAGAAUGCUAAAUUCCUUGUUGACCAUUCAGAAUGUUAGGAGUGGUUCUCAUUUGGCCUGUCAGAACACUGGGUUUCUGGUUGACAACCUUGAAUUUCAGAUUUCUGGGAAUAUAGGCAUUCUAGAUUAUAGAGCUCCUUAUGAAAUCUUCAAUAAAUUAGGGGGUUCUUAUUUUGCAUUCUAGAAUCUGGGUGGCCCUCCAGAAUGUUGAUGGUAUGAUGGGUGAUUCAGAAUGUUGUGCUUCUGGUUGAUGACCCAGAACAGAAGCUGGUCCUGACCUGAACGUCUAGACUGUUAAUUUGAUUAAUUUUCCUGUUCAGUGAGAUAGCCGUAGACCAGAAGGACCUAAGGACCAACUAGAAUGCACUGCCUGAAUGUGUUCUUGCACUGAGGGGCAAAGAAGUGGGGUGUUCUUCUUGGUACCCCCACUAGGAACCUGGUCCAAGGAUAUAGAGAGAACAGAUGGGCUUUUCCAUGCCAUUGAUUGGAAGCCAUUCGAGCUCCGUCCCCAUCCAGGUCUUGACUCAUGGCAGC
Molecule: messenger RNA, 2606 nt
Organism: Urocitellus parryii (Arctic ground squirrel)
Lineage: Eukaryota; Metazoa; Chordata; Mammalia; Rodentia; Sciuridae
Gene: Ptgs1
Product: prostaglandin-endoperoxide synthase 1
Biological process (GO): cyclooxygenase pathway; response to oxidative stress
Cellular component (GO): neuron projection; cytoplasm
Molecular function (GO): prostaglandin-endoperoxide synthase activity; peroxidase activity; heme binding
Source: RefSeq, a predicted model, not a curated record